Molecule: messenger RNA, 2705 nt
Organism: Limulus polyphemus (Atlantic horseshoe crab)
Lineage: Eukaryota; Metazoa; Arthropoda; Merostomata; Xiphosura; Limulidae
Product: gastric triacylglycerol lipase-like
Exons: 9
Coding region: 26-1246 (406 amino acids)
Biological process (GO): lipid metabolic process
Molecular function (GO): hydrolase activity, acting on ester bonds
Source: RefSeq, a predicted model, not a curated record
UGAAAACAAGACAAGAGAUACUGAAAUGUGUUCGCGAAAUUUAAAAUUAUUAAGUUUAGAGUUAAUAUUUUUAAGUCUAAGCAUAGCUUUUGACAAAACGUCGUCUCGAGUUGAUCCGGAUGCUUUCAGAAAUGUGUCUCAGAUCAUAAGAAGCAAAGGUUAUCCAGUAGAAGAAUACAGUGUUCAAACAACUGAUGGCUACAUUCUGGGAGUUCAACACAUUCCUUACGGAAGAAAGUUUUCUCAGAGUUCAAAGUUUAUUAAAACAUUCUCAUCCAAAAGAACAAUUUUUUUACAACAUGGCCUACUAAGUUCUUCCACUGACUGGGUAAUUAACUCACCUACUGAAAGCUUAGGUUUCAUCCUUGCCGAUGCUGGUUAUGAUGUCUGGCUGGGAAAUUUUAGAGGAAACACCUACUCACGGAAACACAUUAAAUAUUCCACUCAUUCUAAAGAAUUUUGGGAAUUCAGUUUUGACGAAAUGGCUUUGCUUGACUUGCCAGCAAUGAUUGAUUUUGUACUUAACAAAACUGGAAAGAACCAACUUUUAUAUGUAGGCCAUUCUCAAGGCACCCUCACAGCUUUUGCUCUUUUGUCUGAAAAGACUGAAUACAAUAAAAAGGUGAAAACACUCUUUGCUCUGGCACCAGUAGCAACUGUUGGAUACAUUAAGAGUCCUAUUAAAUAUUUAGCACCCUAUACCAACGAUAUAGAGAUGCUUUUUAAGUUACUGGGAAUUAAUGAGUUCCUUCCAAACACCAAGUUUAUAAAAUUUCUUGGUGACUUGGUGUGCUCAACAGAGAUUAGAAUAUUUUGUGAACAGGUUAUUUUCUUGUUUGCUGGUGUUGAUCCCAAACAAAUUAAUGCUACUCGUUUGCCUGUAUAUAUUUCCCACAAUCCUGCUGGAACUUCAACUCAGAAUAUUGUGCACUUUGCUCAGUUAGUGAAUUCUAAAAAACUUGUGAAGUACAAUUAUGGAAAGAUUAAAAACAUGGAAUUAUAUAAUCAGACAGAUCCACCAGAAUAUCUUUUGGAGAAAAUUACUGCACCAGUGGCUCUGUUCUGGGCACAAGAUGAUUGGCUUGCUGAUGUUGUAGAUAUUGCUUUAUUACAACCACGCUUGAAGCAUCUAAGGAAGAGUUACUUAGUCAAUUAUACCAUGUGGUCACAUUUAGACUUUAUAUGGGGAAUAGAUGCUCCAAAAUAUGUAUAUAAAGAACUACUAAAAGUGCUCGAAAAAUAUUAGAAGUAUUUUGUCAAAGUAUCUUUGAAUAUUGAAAUAAAUACAAGACAAGGAAAGAUUUUUUUCUGCAUGUAUUGGAAAUAGAAUCAUUUAACCUUUUGCUCUAAGGUUCUUCAUGAUUUAGAGCAUUUAUUUAGUAAUAUCUUUAGAAUAGUUAGAAGAAUAUGAAUCUAAAAGAACCAUCUAAUCCAAACCAAUAACCUUAUAAUACCACUGGCUUGUUUUAAGUUUCCUUCAGUUUACUAACUUGUUAUUAAGAUCUUCCUAAAGUUAGUUCCUUAAUACAAUAUUCUAAACAGUCAUGAUGUUUAGCAUUUUUAUUUUUUAUUUUGAUUGAAAAUAACGGUAUAUAUUACAACAAAAGUAAGAAAAUCUCUUGAAAUUUGACUUAAAAUAAAGAUAUGGUCAGUUUAAUUAUUAUGAAAGUAUGCAUUAAAAUUUUUAAGGAAUUAGGUGAGAGCCUGCAAUGUGUGACUUAAUGCUUUGCAUUCAGAGCUGUGAGUGUGUUACAAAAGUAACAGUCAAUCCCACUAUUUGGUUAAGAGUAACCAUAUAUGCAAUGGGUACUGUUGACUUGUUUCCCUGAAUUAGAGACGGCUGUGCCUGAAUCUAACCUGGCUGUUUAGCCCAUAUGCUAGUCAGUUUGAAAAAUAUCAAACAAAAUUUAUUAAACAUACUAAUUAUACGAGGGUUAUAAACAGUAGGGCAAUAAAUCAAAACAUUAUUAAAAACAACAAUUAUUAAAAAGUGUAUGUGUUUGAGUGUGUAUAUAUAUAUAUAUAUAUAUACACACACACACACACACACACAACUGCCCACAUUUAGACGACUACUAACUGUCAUUCUCAAGGGUCUGUUUAGUUCAGACAAUGUUUUUAAUACUGUCUUAGUUAAGUUUACAUUUGUUUUUACAAGAUUUAAUGACUUCUGUAAAGUAAUUUAACUGCAAAGAAUGGUUAAAUUAUUAUUUCUGUAAAAGUUUAUCAUAUCACUAAUACCAUUAGUUUCUGUAUAUUAUCAACUAAACUGCAUUUGCAUCAAGAACUUUUUAAUGUGGUUUUGAUUUGUAACAUUGGUGAAAACUCAGCCCCCUCUAACUAAUGUUGCUAAGGUAAAUUUCAUGGCAACAUUUGCACUAAUAUUCAAGAGUAAAAUUGUCAACUAGUAUUUUUUUGAAACACCAUCAUGGAAGUUUGUUACAUAGUGUUUAUAUACCUAAUUGUGGGCCUCCCUGUGUGGAAGGGCAAAUAAGAUGAGAUGAUAAUUGAUAUUGUUUUCAGACAUUGCUGGUUUAAGUUUCUACUUAGAUGCAUUUGAAUUUGAUUUUUCUGUCUGAUCUACUUCAGCAUUGUAAUUUAAAUACGAUAAAUUUUUAGUGUAGUUAAAUUUAAAAGCAUUUUAGCUUUAAUAGCCAUCAAUGUUAUUUAGUGAUAAAAAUAAGCUUUUCUAAUUUAUGAAUUUA